Loxodonta africana (African savanna elephant) is the source of this 5909-nucleotide messenger RNA. It is a transcript of the gene SELPLG, whose product is annotated as selectin P ligand. The transcript is spliced from 3 exons. The record is from RefSeq and is a predicted model, not a curated record. Gene Ontology annotation, cellular component: plasma membrane. NCBI's taxonomy places the organism in Eukaryota, Metazoa, Chordata, Mammalia, Proboscidea, Elephantidae. Bases 312 to 1307 code for a protein of 331 amino acids. Gene Ontology annotation, biological process: leukocyte tethering or rolling.
GACACAACCCCUUCCUGCACUUCCUGUCUGUGUGUUCAGGCCUCCCAGCUUCUGCCUAUCUGUGCUCUCCUCCUGAGCUGCCCGCUCAGCUAACCCCAGUUUGUCAUCUUAAGUGCCACCUCUUCUUGGAAGAUUCUCCUGACAAGCCCACUCUCCUACCCAGGCUGUUGGGGGUUGGCCAGGGCCGGGGCCACAACAAGGCUGCCACAGCAGUGCCCCAAGGCGUGGGCUGGGUCUUUGUCACUAAAGCAGAGAAGCACCUCUCCCGGGCCCACGAGGCAGCUCUUCCAUGCUCUGCUGAGCACGGUGCCAUGCCUCUGCAACUCCUCUUGCUGCUAACCUUACUGGGCUCCAGCAGUAGCCUCCAGCUGCCAGCAAUCUGGAAGGAUGGAGCCAGGGAAGCUCCAGGCCUGCUGCUUGCCCGGGGCCGGAGAGAGGCAACCACGACUUGGGAAAUGGGCUUCAACAAUCAGGAUGACUAUGUCUACAUAGGCACAGACCCACCGGAAAUGCUUGACUAUAGCCCUAAGACUAUGACUAUGAGCACCAAGUCUCUGAUUUUGAUGGAGACAUUGGGGCAGAGAGGCCCUGUGGGGACUGGAACCCCUGAGCCAGCCACUGUGGAGCCUGUCACGAGAGACUUUGCUGUCCUGGGUGCAGGAGAGGCAGCAAGGGGGGAUAUGAGCAUACAACUGGCCACUGCAAUGCCUUCUAUCCCAAAGACUCCAGCCAUGAAGCUGACCACCACGGAAGCCCUGGCCAUGGGGCCCACAGCCACAGAAGCCCUGACCACAGAGCCUGUGGCCACAGAAGCCAAGACCACAGAAUCUGCUACCACAAGGGGUCCAACAACGUCCUUUCUUUUGUCCUCUGAUCCUCAAAGUAACACAACUGUGGCAGUCAACAAGCCACUUGAUGUCAAUAUCAAGCAAGGGGAGGUUGCAAGGGAACUGUACCCCAGGAGCUCCGUGGCCCCCACCUCCACAGGAAUCCCAGACCACAUCCCUGUGAAGCAGUGUCUGCUGGCCAUCCUCAUCCUGGCCCUGGUGGCCACCAUCUUCCUUGUGUGCACCGUGGUGCUGGCCGUCCGCCUCUCGCGCAAGAACCACAGGUACCCCGUGCGCAGCUACUCCCCCACCGAGAUGGUCUGCAUCUCGUCCCUGCUGCCGGACGGGGGUGGCGCCGAGGGGCCCACAGCUGCUGCGACCAAUGGGGGUCUGCCUAACGCCAAGAGCCAGGCCCAGAAGCCAGAGCGCCGGGAGGCACGCGACGGGGACGACCUCACCUUGCGCAGCUUCCUGCCUUAACCCUGAGCGGCCAGGAGCAGGACCUGGCCUGCCACAUCCCUCCUCCGCCCACUGAGCGCCACCCAGACCCCAGACUUCUCUUUUACAAGUCUGGCCUUCUCGAAGCCACCUGGGGCUGGGGACCUAAUGGGAAGGCAUGCUGGCAGCCCCAAGCGGGGCCCAUGAGCAGCCAGGCUCCUGCGGCCAAGUGAGACCUGGAAGCGAACCUCUCUAGCUCGGCUGCCUCAGCGCAGAGAAAGCCUUUCCACCUCCAUACCCCCUUGUCUGGGCCCCUCUAACACCUCCUACCAGCCUCUCUUUCCUCCUCCCCACGCACCCAGCAAAGACUCAAGAGGUCCCCCAACCCCACCACCAUUUUGUUUUUGGUUGCCAUGGUCACCAAACAGGAACUUUGCAUUUGGAAGAGGGGGUACGAAGGACUGACGGGUCCCUGAGCCCGUUUUCUGCUGCUCCCCCGAUUUGGGGCAGUUAGAUUUUCCUGGGCACUUCUCCAGGGAAUGCAGGGUGAGGUCUUGGCCUCUGAGGGUCAGGGUGGGCUAGAACUUUCUCUGGAUUGCUUAGACCAAUGAGCUAACACCUGGUGACAGAGUAACCCCGAUCCUGCCCUCUCUGGCCUUCCCUGUGGCCACAUUUCAGGAUGGGGGUCUGUCUUACUUAUUGAAGUAUCCCACUGCCCAACCCACAGCCUGGUACAGUGCAGGGACUCAAUAAAUAUCUGAUGAACCAUGAUGGCUGAAUCCUUCAAGGUAGCAAGCUGCCUCCUUCAAGCAGCCAUCCCUGAAUUCUCCAUUCCUCAGGGAAGAGUGGGGAGUUGAUCCUUGGCUGUUUGCCUCAGCCUCUCCACCUCAGGAGUUCCUCCAGACCUUUAGGCUGACUUCAGUCUUGACUUGUCAGCGAUGGGGGCACUUUGGGGGCUGGGAGUGGUCUCAGGCGGUGGGGAAGAGGUGGGGGGGCAGGGAGGAGAGGAAAGGCUGGUCCCUAGACCCUUUAUUCACCUUCUCCCAUGACCUAGUUCUGGCUUACAAAUUUCAGUGAAUAACCCUUUUAAACAUCAACACCCUCCUCCCCAGAAGCCCACCCUGACCCCUCUAUUUCAUUCCCCCCCCGACACCCAAUAGCCAUUUGUCACACUAGCGAGGGAUCUGCACCCAAAGCUCUUGCACAACUUGCAGGAACAAUGAACCAAUAACCAGUUGUCAUUUAGUCAACUCUGACUCACGGUGACCCCAUGUAUGUCAAAGAAUUGUGCUCCAUAGAGUCUUCAAUGACUGAUUUUUUGGAAGAUUGCCAGGCCUUUCUUUCGAGGUGCUUCUGGGUGGACUCGAACCAACCUUUUGUUUAGCAGCUGAGUGUAUUAAAUAGCUGUCAUUUAAAGUUUGAGAUUGUUGUUGUUAGGUGCCAUCGAGUCGGCUCCAACUCAUAGAGACUCCGUGCACGACAGAAUGAAACACUGCCGGGUCAUGCACCAUCCUCACAAUUGUUGCUAUGCUUGAGCCCUCAUUGAGGGUCUUCCUCUUUUUCGCUGACCCUCUACUUUACUAAGAAUGAUGUCCUUCUCCAGGGACUGAUUCCUCCUGACAACGUGUCCAAAGUAUGUAAGACGCAGUCUCACCAUCCUUGCUUCUAAGGGAGCAUUCUGGUUGCACUUCUUCCAAGACAGACUUGUUCAUUCUUUUGGCAGUCCGUGGUAUAUUCAAUAUUCCUUGCCAGCACCACAAUUCAAAGGUGUCAAUUCUUCUUCGAUCUUCCUUAUUCAUUGUCCAGCUUUUGCAUGCAAAGUUUGGGGUUGUUGUUGUUGUUAGGUGCCAUCGACUCGGUUCCGACUCAUAGCGACCCUGUGCACAACAGAAUGAAACACUGCCCGGUCCUGCGCCAUCCUUACAAUCGUUGUUAUGCUUGAGCUCAUUCUUGCAGCCCCUGUGUCAAUCCACCUCGUUGAGGGUCUUCCUCUUUUCCGCUGACCCUGUACUCUGCCAGGCAUGAUGUCCUUCUCCAGGGACUGAUCCCUCCUGGCAACAUGUCCAAAGUAUGAAAGACGCAGUCUCACCAUCCUUGCCUCUAAGGAGCAUUCUGGCCGCGCUUCUUCCAAGACAGAUUUAUUCGUUCUUUUGGCAGUCCAUGGUAUAUUCAAUAUUCUUCGCUAACACCACAAUUCAAAGGUGUCAACUCUUCUUCGGUCUUCCUUAUUCAUUGUAGUUUGGGCUUAGCAGCUUUUUUUCUUAAAGGGCCAGAUAGUAAAUGGUGUAAAUGGUUUGGGCUCAACUACUAACCUAAAAGUUGGCAGUUCGAACCCAUCCAGCGGCCCUGCAGAAGAAAGCCUUGACAACCUGCAUCUGUAAAGGUUACAGCCAAGGAAACUCUAUGGAGCCAUUCUACCCUGUAAAACAUGGCAUCACCAUGAGUCAGGACGGACUUGAUGGCAAGGGGUUUGGUGUUUUGGUUUUAUGGGCCACGUGGUCCCUGUUGCAACCACUCAGCUCUUGCGAUGUAGUGCAAGAGCCAAUGACAGUACAUAAAUGAAUGGGUGUGGCUGCGUUUCAAUAAAACUUUGAGGAGAAGCAUGCAGUGGGCCGGAUUAGCUCUAAUUGUUCAGAUUCCUGAUUUGAGCAUAGGGUGACCAGCUGUCUGGUUUGGCUAGAAUUUUCCCAGGUUUAGCACUGAAAGUCCCUCAUCCCAGUUAACUUAUCAGUGUAGGGCAAACCAGGAAGGCUGGCCAUUGGAUUUAAGUGACCCUUGCCACUUGCCCAAGAGUGCAUGCGUUACUUCACUCAAAAAGCACAUCGACCCUAUGAGGUGAGUGCCGCCAUGACUCCCGUUUGGCAGAACAGAAAACUGAGGCUUAGAGAGGCAAAGUAACGGGCCCACGGUCAGCAGCAGAGCUGGAAUUCAAACUCUUGAUUUUCUGUCUGCAGAUACCUUCUAGUCAUUUUUAUGCAAGAAAAAAGGAAGAAAACCUGUUGUCAUUGAGCUGAUUCUGACUCAUAGCGACACUAUAGGACAGAGUAGAACUGCCCCAUUGGGUUUCCAUGGCUGUCAUCUUUACAGAAGCAGACUGUCACAUUUUUCUCCCACCGAGUGACUGAUGGGUUUGAACGACCAACCUUUUGGUUAGCAGCUGAGUGCUUAACCACUGCACUACCAGGCUCCUUAGGAAACUGCUGCUUAAAAUGUUUAUUGUCCUGUUUUCUGGGAGAGGAAUAGAAUUCAUCUCGGGAGUUUUUUUUUCUUUCCCUUCUAGAAUAACACCUCCAGCGGCCUCUUUGGGAGUGAAAGGUGAGGACCCCACUCCAGGGUAUAACCUGCAAAGAGAGAGUUUGAAGAGAGGGCUGAGUCUGGGAGAAGAGGAGAGGAGAUCAGGAGAGAGGCCGCAGGUCAGGAGAGAGCAGCUGGGGGAGAAGAGGAGAGAUGUGGGGAAAAGGGUAGAACGUGGCAGGCAGCAGGGGCCUGAAGCGGGCAGAGCAGGUGAGGAAUGGGGAAAUAGCCGAAAAAUUUCUGGAAAUGGUGUUUAUGGGUCUUUGCUGGGGUGGCGGUUGGUGGGAGAAGGGUGUGCAGUUGUCCCCUGAGGGCUGGGGCAGCCAACCCUAGAGAAGGCAGGCUGAUGGGUUAGAAGGAACAUGAGUCACCUCCCCUUUGGGAGGGGACAGGAAAAUCAGAGAGGGGGAGCUGAAGGGCUCCACGGCACUGGGCUGGGGACCGAAAGGGUGAAGGACUUGGGAACACUGGAGAGGUUCCCCAGGGGUCUUGUCACCCUGUCCUUCUGUGCAGGGGGCAGUUCUCUUCCUUCUCUAAGGCUCCAGGAGUGUCCCCCAUUUAGGACGCUGUAUGACUGCACAGGCCUGGUUUUCCAAGUGUUUAGUCGGGGGAGGUCCCCUUUCCAGCUCUCUCGGGGUUCACAGUUCAAUUCAGCAUUGCUGAUAAUGACGGUUCAAGGAGCAAUCGUGGUGCAACUGUUAAGCAAUCGGCUGCUAACCGAAACGUUUGCCAUUUGAACCCACCCACCCGCUCCACGGGAGAAAGAGCUGGUGAUCUGCUCCAGUAACGAUUAAAAAAAAAUAACGAUUACAGCCUAGGAAAUCCCACGGGGCAGUUCUACUCCAUCACAUUGUGUCCCUGUGAAUCAGAGCUGACGCCACCGCACACAGGAAGGAUGAUGGGUUGAAGAAGCCACCAGGGGGUGCCCGGCCACCAGCUCUUGGAGCCAUCGGAAGCUUGGAGCUUCCCUCUGUCCAGUCUUUUGGAAUGAAGCAGGAGGGAUCCUUUCGCCCAGAAACCAGUUGCUGUCUGAGUCCGUGCGACUCACGGAGUCUUGUGUGUCAGAGCAGAACUGUGCUCUCUAAGGUUUUCAAUGGCUGAUUUCUCGGAAGUAAAUCACCAGGUCUUUCUUGCGGGGUACCUCUGGGUGGACUCGAACCUCCAGCCUUUUGGUUAGCAGCCACCCAGGAACAGCUCUAAACCCAGUGAGUAUUUAACAACUGGUUCCUGAUUUGUAGCAUUUGCCAAUUUCCUGCUGUAAACGCUCCCAUGGCUAAUUUUGAGCUACCAACGUGAUGUGGCGCCCUAUUAUACUGUAGAUGUAAAUAACUGCAAGAAAAAAAAAAAUAA